AUGCCAAGUGAUUACAAUUCUGGAUCAACUACUAGAAACAGUUCAAAUAAGUCGCUGUCCACAGCUGUAGCCGAUGUUUCAUCGGAGAUGCUGUCAUCAAGGACUAAUGUUACUAAAUCAAGUAUCGAUAAUAGCGAUUCAGAUACUCCUGAGGGUCAAAGUUUAAACAAGUUACUUCGACAAAGAACAAAUAAUUUGAUUGAGUUAUAUUGUAUUUCCCGAUUGCACGAUCUACUCAAUAUCAAUGAUGAAGAUAAGUUUAAAGAAGAUUUGAAAGAAUUCUUAGAUACAAAUGAUUAUAAUAAAAAUGGUCCAUUUAACAAUGAUAAUAUUCCAAACUUUAGUCAACUGAUACCCAUUACAUCGUUAUCAUCGGCAACAUCACAAAGUUCGAGUUCUAGUUCUUCACCACCAUACAAUGAAAGUAUAACGAACAACAAUGUAAUUGUAAAUGAAAAGAGGGGUAAGAAUAUACGACAAAAUAAAGUUAGUAACGCAUUUAAAACAUAUAAGGACCAAUCAACCUUGAUACCAAGCACCAGUGGCGAUUCUAAUGCUAAAAAAAGGUCAAUAGACGAAUCAAAUAAUGACCUAAUACACGAGCAGAACGAGGAGGAUAACUAUAAGAAGACCAAACUACAGGGUACUACAAAUUCAUCAUCAUAUGUUAUUUCGAGUACAGGAGAAAUUCAACAAACUACCAAGAUUGUCACAAAUCCAGAUGAUAAUAAAAUCAUUCAGAAUAAAGAAAAAAUGGAGGGAGCAAGAAAACGUAAUCUGUAUUUAAUGAGUGGUUCUUCUCAUUUACAACCAUCUAGCACUUUAGAUCAUGGAAUACCGAGAGAGUAUACUACUGUAAGUUCAGUAAAAGCUGAACCAACUCCUGUAACGAUAACACCAAAAUCAUAUUCAAACAACAUGUUAUUUGAGAUGAAAUCAAAACACAAUGAGUCAGUAGAUUUCUUUGACAAAAAUAAUAUCAAUAGUAAUGAAUCAAUCUAUUUAUUAAUGAAAGAAAAUGUUCCUUCCAAAAUUCCACAAGCUCUGCCUCUUGCAGAAUUGAAAUACUUGGCGCAUACUUUGCCGUUAAUCAAGUUACUGCCAAUGUCCCAUAAAGCAUUGACAACUGAUAUAAUCAGCAGUGCAUUGAAUGAAGGUAGAAUAACAGUAGUGGCAUCGAGAAUAGAAGAGCUUCGGAGACUUGGUUUAUGGUCGCUGAGACAACCGAAAAAAUUUAUAGACCCUUGGGGAAAUCAAGUUACUCAUAACAGAGUAAUGUUAGAAGAAGCAAAAUGGAUGUAUGAAAAUUUCAAAGAAGAUAAAUAUUAUAAAAUGGCUAUGUGUGCUACAGUUGCUCAAGCAAUUUCUGAUUACUGGAAUUAUGGAAAAAGAUGUUGCGUUAAAGUACAACCAAUUCAACACCUACCAUCUGUUAGAAUAGAAAAAGAAGAAAUCAAAGAACUUUCAAAGUGUGAUGACAAUACUAAUGUUGCAAAGGAUGAAUUUAUUAAAGGGGAUCAUGGAAACGACAAUACUAUUACCGAGAAAGAUACAAAAGAAAAUAAUCAUAGAGGUGAAAUAAACAAUAAUGAAAGUGAAAUAACUGAUGAGAUAUCACGAUCACUUGAAAUUGAAACCAAGGAAAAUAUAAUCGUAACACCAACAUCAAUAAAUGACAAUUUAGAAGAUGCCGUUGCUAAUGAACACAAUAAAUCAAAAUUAGACGGUAUUCAGAAGGAGAAAAUACAAUUGAAUGAAGAACCAGAAAGUAAGUCUUUAGAAUUGGAUUUGAAAACAACGGAAAAUGCCCCAGAGCUGUUAUCAGACAUAGAUUCUGCUGUCCCUGACAUAAUUUCUGAUGAAUCCACAAAUACUAUUGCAAUUGAAUCUAAUCCUCAAGCCAUUUUUAACCCAGAGGUAGAACUUGAUACUUUAUCGAAAGGUGAUCAAGAUGAAAAAGAAAUUGAAGAACAAUUUACUUACUCUCCAUUUAAACUAUUUUUACAAUAUAAUGAAUUAUCCUCUUUGGAACAAACCAUUGUACAAGCAGCAUCACCGUACUCCGGUUUACUUGAAUCUGCCAGUCAGUUACCUGAUCAAAUGUCCUUUGUUCAAAUAUCCAAAUCUUUGGUAACAUUAGACGAUGAUCAUUAUUUUAAGAUAGUGGAGCGCCAACUAGUAGAUGAAGAACAGUCUUUAGUUCAGUUAAGCAAAAGACGUGGCAUUUUCUAUGGAAACAGGCGAAGUCACUAUUUAAAACCGCCUGCUGCGCCAUCUUUAAAAUACUUAACAAGUAGGACACCAACUAUUUGGCUACCAGAAGAUGAUGAAGAAUUAGUGAAAAAUAUAAACGCUUAUGCUUAUAACUGGGAGUUGAUUGCUGCACAUAUGUUUCCACAUCCUAGAGAUUCUUACAUUUCGAAUAUUGAAAGGAGAACUCCAUGGCAAUGUUUUGAAAGAUUCGUUCAAUUAAAUGAAAAGUUUAACUUUAAUGAUCUAAAAGGUCCUAAGGCCCACAUGGCACAACAGUGGCUGAUCGAAGCCCAUAAGUUCCAACAGAAACAGAAUAGAAGAAUCUCUCCUUUGGGAGUUGGAACAGAAUCAAUCCAAAGAGGUCAUAAAAGAUUACGUUGGGCAAGUAUGUUUGACGCAAUUAGAAAAUGCAUAAAGAAAAGAGAAAAUAGCCCAAGGCCCAAUCCAACCCAACAAAGGAAGCCUUUAGAUAUUAAAAGCAUGAAAGUACCAACUCCAGCUGAAAUGUCAAAUUUGAAGUUACAAAGAGAUGAAGCCUUACGUAGAGAUAUACAAAUGCGCCGUAAUGUAAAAAGCAGACUUCAACAACAGCAACAGCAACAGCAGCAACAUCAACAAGGACAGCAACUACAGCAACAACAACAACAACAACACCUACAACAAAAGCAAAUUCCAUUAGCAACUCAACAAGUUCAAACUUCAAAUUCGGAGCCUCUAAACAACUUCACCAAUAAUAUUAUCCCAAAUAACUCCUCUAAUGUUAAUGUUGUUAAUCAUAUUUCACAAAAUAGUCAAAAUUUUUUGCCACAGCAGUCCAAUAUUUUAGCUGAAGGUGUGAAAGCCACACCUCAACAGAGUAUGCCAUCUUCGAACCAGGUUUCUUCUGCUCAUACCACGGGUCGAAAGCAGUUUACAGAGAAGGAAAUAAUUGAAACAUAUGCAAGAAAAAUUUUGCAACAAAAACCAGAAAUAACACCAGAAAUGGCUAUAAGAGCUGCCCAUAAUUAUUUGAAAAACUUCAAACAACAACAGUUACGUUUACAUCAAGCACAGCAAUUACAAACGCAAACUUUACAGAAUGAGCAGGCUAACCAAGCAAUGAAUUCAGGUAAUCAAGGAGGAACUGGUCAGAUAUCAGUAAAUAAUAUGAAUAAUCUAAGAUUAAGCCUAGACUCUGGCCUAUCUCCAAGCUCUCAACUGAAACAGUUGUCUUCCAAUAUGAAUAAUAAUAAUGGUUUCAACUUACCAGAAACCCCAAAUAUUCAUCUCAAUAACGGUAAUUUCACAAGCAGCUCGUCUAAUAACCAAUCAAUGAACUCUCCAACUCCACAAGAAAUUUUACAAAGAUUACAGAAGUGA
Tetrapisispora phaffii CBS 4417 is the source of this 3612-nucleotide messenger RNA. It is a transcript of the gene EAF1, whose product is annotated as Eaf1p. The record is from RefSeq and is a predicted model, not a curated record. Lineage: Eukaryota; Fungi; Ascomycota; Saccharomycetes; Saccharomycetales; Saccharomycetaceae. The transcript has a single exon. The coding region runs from base 1 to 3612 and encodes 1203 amino acids.